Molecule: messenger RNA, 293 nt
Organism: Teleopsis dalmanni
Lineage: Eukaryota; Metazoa; Arthropoda; Insecta; Diptera; Diopsidae
Product: protein NCBP2AS2 homolog
Exons: 2
Coding region: 25-276 (83 amino acids)
Source: RefSeq, a predicted model, not a curated record
GGAUAUUCAGUUUUAAAAGCCAACAUGGUUCUACGCUUGCUCCUGCGCUACUUGGCCAACAAUGAACAACUAAUUGAGCGAAUGGCAGAAAGUUAUCCCAUGCGCCGUGCAGCACAGAUUGUUGUCUCCAUGACUUAUCGUUUUAAAAAUAUUGCACAAGAGCGUGGUCUGCAUGACAUGAGCCCGGAACGCUUUAAAUCGUUUAUGGAAUAUUUUAGGAACAAUUUGAAGCAGGAAAUCGAAGGAGCUAAACAAGAACUGAAGAAAAAGCCAUAAUAAGCAGAACUGAUAGA